UGGGAGAGAGAGAGAGAGUUGUUGGUGUGGUGCACGCUUUUCUCCUUGCACAAAAGCCCCGGCAGAGAAAACUCUUGGAAAGCUCGGAGCAGGAGGAGCCGGGAGCCGGACGGCCACCGAUCUCGCUGUCCUGGCGCUGCAAUUGUGUGCCCCCCCUCGAACUGGAUACGUUGUUGCAACUGUGAAGGAACUAAAUUCGAUUUUGUAGGAGCCUUAUUAUUAUUUUUUUGGUUGCUUUUUGGUAGAGAUUCUCGUUUUCCUCCAACCCCCCUUCACUUUCCCGAUCAUUUUUUCCCCCUUGGGGGUAGAGGGGGAUACACAAGGGGAAAAAAAAAGUAAAGGAAUAUGAUUGCUUCGUGGUUGACUUUCGCCUUUCUUUGUGGAACUUUCUGUGCAGGGCCAGGUCAUGGGGAGGCAGAGACGAGAGAAUGCAUCUACUACAAUGCCAACUGGGAGCUGGAGAAGACCAAUCAGAGUGGCGUGGAACGCUGUGAAGGAGAGAAGGACAAACGGCUCCAUUGCUAUGCUUCUUGGAGAAACAACUCUGGCUCCAUUGAGUUGGUGAAGAAAGGCUGCUGGUUAGAUGACUUCAACUGCUAUGACAGGCAAGAAUGUGUAGCCACAGAAGAGAACCCUCAAGUGUUUUUCUGCUGCUGUGAGGGGAACUAUUGCAAUGAGAAAUUUACGCACUUACCUGAAGUAACUGGUCCAGAAGUAAUAUAUGAGCCACCACCACCAACACCCUCACUACUCAACAUUCUGGUUUACUCUCUGCUUCCAAUCGCUGUUCUGUCAGUGGCCAUUCUCUUGGCCUUCUGGAUGUACCGUCACCGAAAGCCCCCCUAUGGGCACGUUGACAUUAAUGAGGACCCUGGUCCACCACCCCCUUCUCCAUUGGUUGGCCUUAAGCCUUUGCAAUUAUUGGAGAUCAAAGCUAGGGGGCGCUUUGGCUGUGUCUGGAAGGCUCAGCUGAUGAACGACUAUGUAGCAGUGAAAAUCUUCCCCAUACAGGAUAAAAUAUCCUGGCAGAGUGAGAGAGAAAUCUUCAACACCCCUGGCAUGAAGCACGAAAACCUUUUGCAGUUUAUUGCAGCAGAGAAACGAGGAACAAACCUGGAGAUGGAGCUAUGGCUGAUCACAGCUUUCCAUGACAAGGGCUCUCUGACAGAUUACCUGAAGGGGAAUAUUAUCAGCUGGAAUGAACUCUGCCACGUUGCAGAAACAAUGGCCCAUGGACUGUCCUACCUACAUGAAGAUGUCCCCUGGUGUAAAGGGGAAGGACACAAACCUGCCAUAGCACACAGGGACUUCAAGAGUAAAAAUGUGUUGUUGAAGAAUGACUUGACAGCAGUUCUAGCUGACUUUGGACUGGCUGUACGAUUCGAGCCUGGAAAACCUCCAGGGGACACCCAUGGACAGGUGGGAACAAGGAGGUACAUGGCUCCUGAGGUGUUAGAGGGGGCAAUCAACUUCCAGCGAGAUGCCUUCCUGAGAAUAGACAUGUAUGCAAUGGGACUAGUAUUGUGGGAGUUAAUCUCCAGGUGCACAGCAGCUGAUGGUCCAGUAGAUGAGUAUAUGCUGCCUUUUGAAGAGGAGAUAGGUCAGCAUCCAUCCCUUGAGGACCUGCAGGAAGUGGUGGUUCACAAAAAGAUGCGGCCUGCUUUCAAGGAUCACUGGCUGAAACACCCUGGUUUGGCACAGCUCUGUGUUACGAUAGAAGAAUGCUGGGACCACGAUGCAGAGGCUCGGCUUUCGGCAGGCUGUGUCGAGGAGCGCAUUUCUCAGAUCCGUAAAUCAGUAAACGGCACUACCUCGGACUGCCUCGUUUCCAUCGUGACAUCUGUCACCAACGUGGACUUGCCACCCAAAGAGUCUAGUAUCUAAGUCCUGGUUCACUUUUGUCUUUCCAGACUCAGUGGAUUUAAAAAAAGUUUAAAAACCCAACAAACACAUGAAUGCAGCUGCUAUUUUAUCUUGACUUUUUAUUGUUGUUGUUGUUGUUGUUUUUGGAUUGGAUCAAUUUUACCAGCACAUUGCUCUACUGUAUUAAAAAAAAAAAAGAAAAGAAAAAAAAAAAAACAAAGAAGACAUCUCAGCAAGCAUUCAGGUGCCGACUAAUGAAUGCAGAAAAGGUGCAGGUACCUCAGAACCUCAACAAACUCACUUCAUUUGUGGUUUUUUUUAAAUUCAGUUUUCUGGGUUUCUCUUUAUCAGUCUAUCUUCAACGCAGAGCAUCUCUGACAUAAAGGAAAACCACAUACCAUCUUAGAAAACGCAAUGCUGUAAACUUAGGAGGAAACUUAAGACUGUUACAUAAGAUUACACCUUCCUCAAAAGGAUUAUUUUCCCCUAUUUUCUUUUUUUGGACAGUGAGCUUCAAAAAGAAACAAACAGCAGAUGUGUCUUUUACGGAUCUAACGGGUGUCAUUGUAACGGAAAAGAACACAAGAAACUGGGAAGAGAAUGUUAACUCUUUGAUGGUAAAAUUAAAGGGGGGUGUUUAGUAUAAGGGAAAGGGAGAGUGACGUUGGACUUUGCAGCAUUUGGAGAAACAUCAUUUGCUAUGGAGCUACUUCUCAGGUAACCAGUUAAUGAGGGGAAGAACUUUUUUGAGGCAGAGUAUUUAUCACCGCAGCAUAUGGAGAAAGUUGGGUCAAAGAGCCAAUGGGAUAAGCAAGGUACUAGUUCUUACUUCCCCCAGUAUCUCAGGCUUGGGUGUUAAAAGAACAAAACCAAACCAUGGGGUGGGUGGGGGUGUGUGUGUGUGUGUAUGUAUAUAUAUGUGUGUGUAUGUGUGUAUAUAUAUAUAUAUUUAAAACUCCAGGUUAGAAUUGGAAAAAGAUGCUUUUAAGCAGUGUAAUUGAGAGAAGUAGCAGCAUAUUCUCAGAAGCACUCUGUAAAGUAUUGGAAGAUUUGAAAGCAUUUAUAUCUUGCUUUAAAUACAGUAGCAGUUCAGGGAAUAAGGCCUCAGGGCUGGAUAACUGCUUAGCCCAAGCUACCAGUGCAGAUGGUUAAAAAGAAGAAAAGUAUGAUUUCUGGCUCUGUAGAAAGGCCUUUUUUUAACUGGAGGGGAAAACAUUACCUGGGCCAGUAGCAGACAGUUGCACCCAAGAAUCAUUUGAAUUGUAAAAUUGCAGAAUAUAGGGAGGUAACAGAGCAGCAUUAGAGUUAACCAUAGAAUCUGUUAAACCAAUUUCUUUGACUCAGCUUUCUCUUUAUCUGUGACUAAACUCUUUUGUCUUAAAGUGGUGCAUAUUCUAAAAUACCGUUACUCUAGUAUGCCAUAAACUUGCUCUAGUCAGUGAAUGUUCCUAAUGCUGCUGAUUCAACAUUUAAAUAUUUUUUUAAUUUGCAAAACAUGCAAUGUUUAAAAUACAAAACAC
This is a messenger RNA of Caretta caretta (loggerhead turtle), 3383 nucleotides long. It is a transcript of the gene ACVR2B, whose product is annotated as activin A receptor type 2B. The record is from RefSeq and is a predicted model, not a curated record. Gene Ontology annotation, cellular component: plasma membrane; activin receptor complex. Gene Ontology annotation, biological process: cellular response to growth factor stimulus; protein phosphorylation; activin receptor signaling pathway. Lineage: Eukaryota; Metazoa; Chordata; Testudines; Cheloniidae. Gene Ontology annotation, molecular function: activin binding; activin receptor activity; ATP binding.